CGUAUGCUCGAUUUGUUUGUUUUUCUGUUUUUUUUUUUGGUCGAAAAAACUCAUUUGAUUUUCAAGUUUUUUUUUCUGUUUUGUUUGAUUUUUCCUAUUUAAUAAUUUUAAAAUUAUGGCUUUUCGACAAUUAAUCGGAUUAACAUGGCGACAAUUACAAUCACAUGAAUCUAGAAUCUUAUCAACAUCAUUACAACGAUAUAAAUCAACAUCAAUAACAAGAGGUGUAUUUCUAGACGGUGAAUGUGAAGAUAAUUCUAUUGUUUUAGCCGAUCCGGAACAAGUUUCACUUGAUCAACAACUUAAAAAUUCAUAUAUAACCAUAGAAGAACCUAAUACAUUGUCAAAUAUAUCUGGUGUACCAUUGGAUCAGGUAGAAGAACGACGUGUUCGAAUCUAUAAACCAGCCAAGAAUGCUAUGCAAUCCGGUACUUUUGAUACACAAAAUUGGAAAAUAGAUUUUGAAAAUCGUGCACGUUGGGAAAAUCCAUUGAUGGGAUGGACAUCAACUGGUGAUCCUAAUUCCAAUCUAUAUCUUUGGUUUCCAACCAAAGAAGAUGCUAUUGCUUAUUGUGAACGUAAUGGAUAUUAUUAUGAAGUUGAUGAAACACAUGAACGUCGUAAAUUGAAAAAAACUUAUGCAGAAAAUUUUUCCUGGAAUCGACGAACACGUAUUGGUUCGAAAUAAAAUUUGUCAAAACAACAGUAAAAUGAAAAUAAAUUAGCAACCUGAUAUUUUAAUUUUUAAAAAAUUUCAUUU
Molecule: messenger RNA, 760 nt
Organism: Dermatophagoides pteronyssinus (European house dust mite)
Lineage: Eukaryota; Metazoa; Arthropoda; Arachnida; Sarcoptiformes; Pyroglyphidae
Gene: ND-18
Product: NADH:ubiquinone oxidoreductase subunit 18
Biological process (GO): electron transport chain
Cellular component (GO): respiratory chain complex I
Source: RefSeq, a predicted model, not a curated record